GUUUAAAUGUGAGGUAUCCAACUACCCAUGUAGGUGACCUUAUAAAAGGAAGAAAAGGGUGUCUGGUUUUCACUUCUUUUAGAGAAAGUUAUAUAUCCACAUUUGUGUGUAUUUUACAGAGAAAAAGAGAGGAGAGAGAAUGGCAAUGGGAGAGAUGCAGCUAAGCCAGCUAGCAGCAACACAUCUGCUUCAACACACAUUAAGAAGUUUCUGCGUUCAUGACAAUUCUCAAUGGGUUUAUGCAGUUUUCUGGAGAAUCUUGCCAAGAAACUAUCCUCCACCCAAGUGGGAUGGUCUAGGGGGAACAUAUGAUAGGUCUAGAGGCAACAGGAGAAAUUGGAUAUUAGCAUGGGAAGAUGGUUUUUGUAAUUUUGCAGCGUCAACAACAAACGAGAUUAACAGUGAUUGUUCGGUUUACACUGAUCACGAAUACCAACAAUAUCAAGGUCUUCAACCGGAGCUCUUUUUCAAGAUGUCACAUGAAAUUUAUAACUACGGCGAAGGGUAUUUUUGAGAUUUCACUCUCUUUUUCAA
Messenger RNA from Lactuca sativa (garden lettuce), 534 nucleotides. Lineage: Eukaryota; Viridiplantae; Streptophyta; Magnoliopsida; Asterales; Asteraceae. The record is from RefSeq and is a predicted model, not a curated record.